UAAAGUAUAGUAAUAAUCAUAAGAUUCAAGAAUCUAUACUCAAUCUCAUUGCUUCAUCUGUAAACACACAUAACCCUUUCUCUCUUUAUCAUCUCCUGAAUAAUUCGGAGUUCAAGAUAGAAAGAAAGGAAGCUUUCAUUAAGCUUUAGCUUCAGGAAAAGACAGAUUCUCUUACUUCUAAUUAAAAGUCUCCUCUUCCUUCGCUUUUCCAUUUCUUCUCCUUUCCGACAAAAAGAGAAGACAACCGUACAAGUAGAACCCUCUUUCUCCUGUCCUAACCUUCAGUUCGCAGCAUAAAGAAAAGGGGAGAAGAAUAUAAUACUAAUAAAAAGAGGAGUUUCUUAAGGUGCAAGUUUCUAUAUAUCCAUCAUGGGAGAUCAUUUCGUGCUCCUGGUGGAUCGGUUGAUAACAGAAGCGACGAUUGAGGAAGCUAUUCAGAGCAGGAACCGUAUGUUGCAAGGCAACGCACCCGUUGAGGAGGAAUGUAGAAUCCUGGACGAGAAAACACUUGAGAAGCUGCGUAAUGGAGAUUUGAAGAUGGUGCAGUGUAGGAUUUGUCACGACGAGGAUUUGGAUUCAAAUAUGGAGUCUCCUUGUUCUUGCAGCGGUAGCUUGAAGUAUGCACAUAGGAAGUGCGUGCAGAGAUGGUGUAACGAGAAAGGAGACACCACUUGCGAGAUUUGCCAUCAGGAGUUUAAGCCGGGCUAUACAGCACCAUCUCCAUUGUUAGAGUUAGGUCAUGUUCCUCUUCAUUUCAGGGGAAACUGGGGAGUGUCUCAACGUGAGCAUCGUUUCAUCACAGUUGUACCUGCAGAUCCCACUUUCCUCGACGACCAUCAUCAAUAUCCUCUUUCUUCCUCCACAAGCUUCAUCUGUUGCCGUUCCCUUGUUCUCAUCUUCAUGGCUCUUCUGAUUCUCCGACACACGCUCCCCUUAGUCCUCACCGGUUCAAACCUCCAUGUCUUCCCUUUGUUCACGUUGUUGUUUCUGAGAAUACUCGGGAUCGUGCUACCAAUCUAUAUCGUCACCAAAGCAGUCGCCACCUGUCGCCGCCAUUCUCCGACCUUAGAAACCUCUGACUCUGAAGAUUCAUCUGAUGAAGAAGCAGAGUUGUGGCGCUUCCCUCAAACGCAAUCUUACGUUAUAGGAGUGCCAUGAGAGCAUUGUUUAUUUUCCUUUCGCAUAAACAAUGUCUCUCUAAAUAUACUCUCACUUAUACAUGUAAAGUGUUGAACUGG
Messenger RNA from Brassica oleracea var. oleracea, 1238 nucleotides. RefSeq lists its product as uncharacterized. Gene Ontology annotation, biological process: protein ubiquitination. NCBI's taxonomy places the organism in Eukaryota, Viridiplantae, Streptophyta, Magnoliopsida, Brassicales, Brassicaceae. The coding region runs from base 370 to 1158 and encodes 262 amino acids. The transcript has 6 exons. Gene Ontology annotation, cellular component: membrane. The record is from RefSeq and is a predicted model, not a curated record. Gene Ontology annotation, molecular function: zinc ion binding; ubiquitin-protein transferase activity.